Messenger RNA from Camelina sativa (false flax), 943 nucleotides. RefSeq names its product peptidyl-tRNA hydrolase, mitochondrial. Lineage: Eukaryota; Viridiplantae; Streptophyta; Magnoliopsida; Brassicales; Brassicaceae. The record is from RefSeq and is a predicted model, not a curated record. Gene Ontology annotation, molecular function: peptidyl-tRNA hydrolase activity.
UGUGAUGAUUUCACAACAUAUAAAAGGAGAAGACCAAUUUUUUUUUUACAAUCGAAUACGACUUAGGCUGUUUCUCGGGACAUCGCAGCUCUCCUCUCGUUUCUUUCAUUGCUUUUUUUACGGGGUUUAGGGAUUUAAUAGUCUUUGGAGAAAUCUCGAAACUUUGAUUGGCUUGGGUGGCCGAAUCUCGAACCGAUGUUGAGUAGGUUGUCGAGGCGUUGCUACUGCACUUCUGUUCAUCGACCAUGGCUGUUUCUAGGAUUGGGUAACCCCGGAGACAAAUACAAAGGGACAAGACACAAUAUUGGCUUCGAGAUGAUUGAUACUUUUGCUGAGUCAGUUGGGAUUCAGAUGAACCUGGUCAAUUUCAAGGCUAUAAUGGGACAAGGUUUCGUGGACGAUCUCCCUGUUAUCCUGGCAAAGCCGCAAACUUACAUGAACCUGAGCGGUGAAUCAAGUGGCCCUCUCGCGGCUUAUUACAAGUUACCUCUCAAUCGUGUGCUUGUGGUGCAUGAUGACAUGCAAUUGCCAUGUGGUGUUCUUCGCCUUCAAGAAAAAGGAGGCCAUGGAUGCCACAACGGGUUAAAAAGUGUAAUGAACCAUUUUCGAGGCAACAGGGAAUUUGCAAGGCUACGAAUCGGAAUCGGAAAGCCUCCGGGACAAAUGGAUCCAAAGGCUUUCUUGUUGCAGAAGUUCAGCAUGGCAGCUCGAGAACGGAUGGAUGGAGCUUUAGCAGAAGGGGUGGAUGCUCUGAAGCUGGUUUUGUCUAAAGACUUUGGAGAAAGCUGGAGAUUGUUCAAUGUGGAACAGAAGUACAAACACUUGAGACAACAUACAAUAAUUGCAGCUUGACCAAAUGCUCUUGUCAUGUAUAGAUUUAUGAUCUUGUGCUUGCCCCUUGUACAAUUUUUUUUUCAAAUAGUCUUUUCAGAUUUCAGAUUUU